UUCUUCUUACAGUUUAUGACAAAGUGACGAUUAUUGUUGUAAGAAAUUGUAGCAACUAUCUUUAUAUAAUAUUAUAGAAUGUUUAACAUGAAACAAUGCCUGAUAGCCUCAGUUAGGAUUCACAAGAGAUUGUUAACCCGAUUAAUCCACGUGGAUAUUUUGUCGCCUGGACUUUAUUUUUCGAAUAUAAAUGCUCUAUGUUCGAAUAAUGCAGUUUACAAACGAUUUUAUUGUCAUGAUACGAUCGAUGAGAAAAAUGUAACGAGCGCCGAACUGAAAUAUCAUAAGCAAAAGUUGGAUAAGCAGAAACUAGAAAAAUAUCUGAAUAAUCCCGAGAAUCAUAAGCGUUUUCAAAUAUUAGAAUUAGAAGUAGAUGUUUUGCGACACACUGCUGAAAGAGUGCCUCAGAAUAUUGAACCAGGAGAAUGGUUGUGUCUACUGAAUAUAAGGGUGAAAGCAAAAAGAAAAAAAUAUCUUAUGUUUUUGUGGCGUAAUGAGAAAAAAUUAGAACAUGAGAAGGAGAAGAAAGAGUUCAAGAAAGCUGAAUGGCUCGCUAAAAAGCAAGAAUUGACCGAGGACACUGGUGAAUUGAAAUAUGGCCUCUUGAAUAAUUCGCUAUUCUUGCGUAUAUAUGACACAACUAUAAACCAUUAUUACAAUGGUAGAUUGAUUUAUAAUAUGAUGUUUGAACCAAAGCUGGUGUUUGAUUGUGGUUAUGAGAAGUAUAUGACUAAACGUGAGCUACACAAUUGCAGCAAGCAAUUAUCUUUGUCAUUUGCCUAUAAUCGCAUCCAUGUCAAUCCUCUGACUCUUUAUUUCUGUAAUUUUAACAAAAACGGAUUAAUCAAGCAACAUCUUCAUCAAAACAUACCUACUUUGAUGCAAGAUGAUUUUCCUCUCAUAAUGACAUCGCAAUCUUAUUUAGAUAUAUUUCCAAAAAAUCAGUUAGUGUAUCUCACUCCACAUUGUAGAACAAGUUUAACUAAAUAUGAUCCAAAUAUGAUUUAUAUCAUAGGUGCAUUGGUAGACAAGGGAAAUUCAAGACCAUUAUCUUUGGCAAAAGCUAAAAAAGAAGGUAUUCAAAUGGCUAAAUUUCCUAUAGACGAAUAUCUCUCUUGGGGCGUUAGCUCGUCAAAGAGUCUUACACUCAACCAGUCGAUUAAGAUAAUGCUGGAUUUGAGACACACGGGAGAUUGGAAAGAGGCAUUAAAGAACGUGCCAGUUAGAAAAUUAAGACCUGCCAGAGAACGUAAGCUACAAAACAAAAUGGAGAACUCUAUAUUUUCAAAACAGAUUCCGGACUCCAACAUUCAAAAUUUUACAUUUCAAAGCAGGAAAACAAAUUAA
Molecule: messenger RNA, 1347 nt
Organism: Acromyrmex echinatior (Panamanian leafcutter ant)
Lineage: Eukaryota; Metazoa; Arthropoda; Insecta; Hymenoptera; Formicidae
Gene: rswl
Product: tRNA methyltransferase roswell
Biological process (GO): mitochondrial tRNA 5'-end processing; positive regulation of mitochondrial translation
Cellular component (GO): mitochondrion; nucleus; nucleoplasm
Molecular function (GO): tRNA binding
Source: RefSeq, a predicted model, not a curated record